AUGGCAUGGGAGAGUGAAGCCAGUGAUGCCGUGCCCGAAGUGUACGAGGACAGUACAGUGACCUCUGGCCCUCCAACCCAACGAGCUCAGAAAGAGGAGAAGACAGAAGCUCUGGAUUUGCUUGAAAUCUCAAAAGCAGUUCGACGAGCUCCAGGAGUCGUGAGCACUGCACCUUUUCAGAAGUUCUCGGAAGAGGCCACCGUUGACGACGAUUCCAAGGGGCUUCCCCGGAAAGUUUCUGAUGCUGAUGACAUUUUGUGCAAGUUCUGGGGAGCCCAUGGACCUCAGCAGGUAAAGCUCAACCUCCACAAUGCCUAUCGAGACGUGCACUUUUGGAAGCUCAGUGAUGGUGCGGACUUUGAAAAGGAAGCACGCGCCGCUGAGAUGAGAGCGAGACCGCACUACGAGGUUGCAACGUUGGAAAUUGACUCCGAAGUGCCCGCUGCGCGGAGAUAUUUGGAUCGGUUCACCUGGUCCAACCCAGACCACAUCUGGGAGGAGUUCGAGGCUCCUUUCCUGGACAUGGGAACCUGCUUCCUCAAUCGACCUCCCAGAAGAUUCAAGCUGGAGGUUUACAACCGUGGCUUGGUGCUGGCGCGACUACAAAUGGAGCUUCUGGGCACAGGGCCGUUGAGAGCCCCAUGGCAUGACUGUAUGCUUGGCCCUGGGCAGAGGGUUACAGUUCCCAUUGACAUCAAAGCUUCGGAGCCUGGAGAGUGGCAUGGGUAUAUCCGCAUCAGAGGCGCAUGGGUGAACGUCUUUGGUGUGAACGAGGAAGAAGCUCGAAUACCCACGCAUCUCAAGGUGGAACGAGCCGAUUGCGGGCCAUGCGGGCCGCCACAGCUUCCAGUGCAUGCCAGCAGCGCGAAGCCUGAAAGUGCACGCCCGGUGUCGUCCAGGAACGGCAGCACAGCGGUGCCUAGCUCAAGGCCCUUGAGUGCUUUGGGACCACCUUCUUCGCGAUGCUUGGCCGCGAAAAGAGUUUGGGGGGAUCAAUGUGACGGUCAAUUUGGAAUGAUAUGGAUUUAA
Molecule: messenger RNA, 1029 nt
Organism: Durusdinium trenchii
Lineage: Eukaryota; Dinophyceae; Suessiales; Symbiodiniaceae
Source: the annotation of a GenBank genome assembly